Molecule: messenger RNA, 923 nt
Organism: Acanthoscelides obtectus
Lineage: Eukaryota; Metazoa; Arthropoda; Insecta; Coleoptera; Chrysomelidae
Source: the annotation of a GenBank genome assembly
CGGCAGUGUCUGCCGUGCUGGAAUCGCUGAGCAGUCGCCGCGACCGCGUCCGAAUCGCGUGUGACCCGUGCGCGACCAACUCGGGAGCACUAGGAUUUCCGUGGAUGCGGGUAUGCUUGGUAAACUUAACGGAACUUUGUGAGAUGGCAAACCCUUCACUGACCCCGUGCGUAUCAUGACUACUGGUACGACCUGCUCGUCUGACUGAGUCUCCCCCACCAGCCACGCCUUACCCAAAGCAAUAAUAAUGUCCAAGUCGCUCAUCCUCAUCAUCGACCUGGACACCAUACAUCCCUAUUCCUUACCCUUAGCGACCCUAUUGUCCCCGCAGCGACUCCGGUACUACUCGGAAUGACCCUCCACUAAACCCCCUUCCACCCUCUGCCUGCGCCCUCCCGACACCCGCCGAGAUGCUCCGACUAGCCACGAUCACCAAGGUCGCCGUCAUCCAAUUUGUGCUACUCCUCACUCAGGUGGAAAGCGAACAGCAAAGGCAGUACGCGAACCCCGUGCAGGGGAGGAUUUUCUUCGCGAUUGCUGCGCCUCCGAGCGCGCAAAGCUACAUCCGCGCGUUCAACCGGACCCUGUCGAACAUAACCCAGGGGUUCGUGAUCAACGGGAACGAGAACGGUGCCAGCUACAAUCUAACUCUGGACACGUUAGCGAUCGACCUUCCGGAGAACGGUAGCUUCAGCGCCCAGCUGCUGGAGUCGGUGUGCGGGAAGCUGGAGGGCAGGCGCGUGGUCGCGGUGCUCAUUGUGGGACAUUCUCAGGCUGCUUUUACGGUCUCCAUGACGGCCAAGCAUGCCGGCAUACCGGUGCUCUGGGCCAAGGGACGAGGAGGCUUCCUGCCAGGAUUCAAGAGUCUGGUAAGUACAAAUGAGUUCAAUUCAUAAUCUGAUUGGCUUCGAAUUGUGAUGAAA